AUGUUGACUCAGGCCCUAUCCCGGGCAGGGCAGCCUAGAGACCCGUCCUUGGGAUACGCAGACCAAGCAAAAAGAAUUGGGGCCAUAGAUUUUGAUGGUACUGGCGACCCAGCAGUGGCCGAAGGGUGGAUAGAGAGGAUGGAACGGAUCAUGGAAGUGAUGGCCGUUCCACAGGAUCGCAGAGUACUUUUGGCCAGUUUCUUUUUGAUCGGAAAUGCUAGACACUGGUGGGAGUCAAUUAAAAGGAGAUAUCCAGAUCCGUCAGUCAUUUCAUGGCCAGUUUUUCGAGCUGUUUUUAACAGCCAAUAUUAUCCACAAGCGUACCAGAAUUUGAAGAUGCAGGAAUUUUUGCAGUUGGACCAGGGGUUGAUGACAGUACUGGAGUACGAGAAGAAGUUUAAUGAGUUAUCAAAGUACUGUAUUCCACUGGUAGAGGAUGAAAGCAAAAAGUGUCAAUUGUUCACUAAAGGAUUGAAAGCCUCUAUCAGGGACAUUGUAAUUAGUCAACGGCUGACGAACUUUGGAGACUUGGUGAUGUCAGCUUCGCUGGUAGAGAGUAGUCAGAUGAUGGUCAGGGCACAAGGUGAACCUCGGAGACGAUUAUUUGAUUUAGGUGGUCCCAGUCAGGGGUCAUCCAAGAGAGGCAGUUACAGUGCUGGAUCAUCUAGGGGUCGUAGUUUUGGAGGUUUUCGACCAGGAAUUAGUUCCAGUGGAGGCUCAAACCGGAGUGGUAGUUUUGGAAGCCGUUUGGUGGGCAAUGCAGUUAGAGGUUCUGGGAGACAAUCACCCUCAGCAGUUGGGGGGAGGAGGAAUCCACAGUGUACUGUGUGUGGCAGAUAUCAUACCGGAACCUGUCGGCAAGGAACCACAGGAUGUUUCCAUUGUGGUCAGCCUGGACAUUUCUUGCGAGAGUGCCCAGUAUUACUUCAGGGUGGAGAAGCGACUGUUACAAUGCCUACAGAGAUAGGCACAGAGGGCAAAACGCAGUUUAGAGGAGCCUCGUCCAGUGGUGGGAUCCAGACUAGUGUUGCAAGCCGAGGUGGCAGUCAGCAGCAGGGACGAGGUGGACGUGCUAGAGCCACAGGCAGGGUGUAUCACAUGUCCCAGCAGCAGGCACAGCCGUCGCCAGAUGUGGUGACAGGUAUGUUAUCAGUCUUUGGAACUCCUGCUAGAGUUUUGAUUGAUUCUGGGGCUACGCACUCAUUUGUUACGCCUAGUGUUGCCCGCAACGCUGAUGUCAGACAGUCAGCCCUACGGGAUGAAUUAGCAAUCUCUGUACCGACAGGAGAGAUCUUUUAUGUAGGUACGGUAUAUAGUGAUAGUGCAAUAUUAGUAAGGGAUGUGUGUUUAGAAGCAGAUUUGAUUCCACUAGAAAUGGUGGGCUUGGAUGUUAUAUUGGGCAUGGAUUGGCUAGUUAAGCACCAUGCCGCAGUAGAUUGCUUCCGGAAAGAAGUUAUACUUCGUAGCCUUGGACGCCCUGAAGUGACAUUUUAUGGUGAGCGUAGAGUGCUCCCAUCUAGCCUCAUUUCAGUGAUGAUGGCAACGAGAUUGCUCAGAAAAGGGUGCUCAGGAUAUGUAGCUUAUAUAGUGGAUAGUAGGACUCAGGAGUUAAAGUUUGAGGAUAUACCAGUAGUUCGGGAUUUUCCAGAUGUAUUCCCGGAUGAUCUUCCUGGGUUACCUUCCCAUCGGGAGAUCGAGUUCACUAUUGAACUCAUGCCAGGAACAAGCCCUAUAUCACAGGCACCUUACAGGAUGGCACCUGCGGAACUAAAGGAGUUGAAGGUGCAGCUGCAGGAGUUAGUAGACAAGGGCUUCAUCCGACCUAGUUUUUCUCCUUGGGGUGCCCCAGUAUUGUUUGUGAAGAAAAAGGAUGGUACCAUGAGGUUAUGUGUCGAUUACAGGCAACUGAAUAAAGUCACAGUGAGGAAUAAGUAUCCGCUACCCCGUAUUGAUGAUUUAUUUGAUCAGUUGAGGGGUGCUAAGGUAUUUUCCAAGAUUGAUUUGAGAUCGGGGUACCAUCAGUUACGGAUCAAAGAAAAAGAUGUACCUAAGACAGCUUUCCGCACCAGGUAUGGGCAUUAUGAGUUUUUAGUAAUGCCAUUCGGAUUGACGAAUGCCCCAGCUGCGUUUAUGGAUUUGAUGAACAGAGUGUUCCGACGUUAUUUGGAUCGCUUUGUCAUUGUAUUCAUAGAUGAUAUUCUGGUGUACUCCAAGAGUCGGAAGGCGCAUAUGAAGCAUUUAGAACUGGUACUGAAGACGCUGAGGAGGAAGAAAUUGUUUGCUAAGUUCAGUAAGUGCCAGUUCUGGCUAGAUAGAGUAAAUUUCUUAGGGCAUGUUAUUUCUGCAGACGGUGUUUAUGUUGAUCCUCAGAAGGUUGAGGCAGUAGUAAAUUGGCCGCAGCCAACCAGUGUUACAGAGGUACGGAACGAAAAAAAGUGA
Molecule: messenger RNA, 2439 nt
Organism: Prunus persica (peach)
Lineage: Eukaryota; Viridiplantae; Streptophyta; Magnoliopsida; Rosales; Rosaceae
Exons: 1
Coding region: 1-2439 (812 amino acids)
Biological process (GO): proteolysis
Molecular function (GO): zinc ion binding; aspartic-type endopeptidase activity; nucleic acid binding
Source: RefSeq, a predicted model, not a curated record